AUGGGGCUCUGUGUCCUCGCCCUGCUCUCCGCCCCCCUCCUGGCCCUGCAGGUGAUCUCAGCGGAAGGCCUGAAGGAGGCCGGGGACAGCCGCGUCAGCAAAGCCGAGACAGGGAACGCAAACUCCCGAAGAGACUCGGGUGGCACACGGAAGUCGGGCACACAAGCGCCUGCCAAAGGCCAUUUUGUCAGCCCUGAGCGGGCGGCCUGCAGGUGGACGGUGACCGAGCAGAGUAAGGGCAUCGCCCUGAAGGUCGCGUGCGCCCAAGAGGACGUCAGGUUCUCCUGUGUCUUCACCAGCAAGCCCAGCGCCUGCCUGGGGCUGAACCGUAGAAAGACGUACUGGAAACCGAUCAGACGGAGCCUGCGCUCUCAGAGGGCCAUCUGUGAGGACGCCCAGAGUGCACUCAAAGCCCAGGUGUGCAGAAAGAACUUUCUAGAAUCCAGUCUCAAGCUAGUGAACUCCACCCUGAUUAGGAAGAAGCCGGGUACCACCACGGAACCCAACCAGGCAAAACCGUUUACCGCCACGGAGCUGGCCAAGGUCAAUGAGAGCACGCCCUCGAAAGCAGCCGAGAUGCAGCCUGGGGCCACCAACGACCCCCAGUGUCUGGAGGACCCGGAUGUGGUCACCCAGAGGAAGGUGGCCUUAGAGUACUGUGGGGAAGCCUGGAGCUCACUCUGCCACUUCUUCAUUGCCAUGGUACAGGGCAGCUCAUGCUAA
Molecule: messenger RNA, 723 nt
Organism: Sorex araneus (European shrew)
Lineage: Eukaryota; Metazoa; Chordata; Mammalia; Eulipotyphla; Soricidae
Gene: FGFBP1
Product: fibroblast growth factor binding protein 1
Biological process (GO): cell-cell signaling
Molecular function (GO): growth factor binding
Source: RefSeq, a predicted model, not a curated record